This is a messenger RNA of Miscanthus lutarioriparius, 543 nucleotides long. NCBI's taxonomy places the organism in Eukaryota, Viridiplantae, Streptophyta, Magnoliopsida, Poales, Poaceae. The record is from the annotation of a GenBank genome assembly.
AUGAGACUGAGGAAGGCCAGGAGCGACGGUAAGGGGUUACCGUCAUCCACGGCCGCCGUUGACGACACGGCCCGCGAGAGGUCCGAGUCCGUGGCCCGCGCCAUCUCGUACUGCAAGGACACGCUCCGGCGCGGCACGUCGCGGUCGCGGUCGCCGUCCCCGCCGCCGCCUCCCUCGCCUAGCCUUGACGAGUGGCUCCACGACAGACAGGAGGAGAUCAUCGAGGCCGCCGCCAUGCACUGCGACGAGUGCAGGGACUCGCGGCCCUCGUCGGCGCGUCCUCGCCGGGCCGCCGGAUGGCCCCUCGGGAUGCAGACGAUGGCGAAGCGAUUCAAGGAGUCGCCGUGCCUGGCCUCGCCAAGCCGGGACAGUUCACUCGCCGCGUGCGCCGUCUCGCACAGCGAGGAGUCACCGCAACCGCAUCACGGCCACGGUUGCCGUGGCGAAUCGUCGAUGAGCAGUUUGGACGAGAUGGAAUUUCUGAAGACAUUCGAUGGGGACGAGGAGAUGAUCAAUCACCAUUUCAUCACUGGGGAGAUCUGA